AAAACAAUCUCCAUGUCAGAUUCCCAUCGCGGAUUCCCCUAGAGAAACUGAAACAGUCUCUUCUAUUGGUUCUUCCGCUACCGUCCCUUGUUUCUUUUUUGGCCUUCUCUGAAUUUUCAAAAACAUUAUUUAUCAGAUUUGGUUCUGCGAAAUUUUUUAUACGUACCUAAUUGGCUUUGUACAUAUUGGUUUCAAGAGGAGUAUGGCACUUAGAAGCUGUUAUUGGUAAUUGAACGGUUUAAGCCUCAAUCCUAUCUGGAAAGAGGUCCUGGUUGGUGUGGUUGCAUCAUGGUGUGAUCAGAUGCUCAAGCAAAUUAAAAUGUAAUUCUGAUAACUGGAAAAGGAGAAAAGAGGCUCAUCGAUACCAGAGUCUCCAUAAUCUUCCUUUGUUGAUGAUUUUGUGGCAUUAGUCAGUUACGUGCUCAUUUACAAGAUGAACAACCAGUAUGGUGAAGAGCAUGACGAAGCAACAGUUGUGGGGUUUGAAGUUCCAAAAUCACCUGACUCAAGUUACAACAACGUGUACCCUGGUAAUGAAGACGAGGCACGGGACCCGCCUCUUGUCCCACCACAUCUCCAAAACACCUUAAUUAGCUACCCAGCAAGCAGAGACAUUGCUGGAACUCUUCCAUUGCCACAAAAUGUGAUUCUGAACCAUCUUUACAUUGAGAACAGGGAGCCCCCACGAUCUGUAGUGGCGCUUGGGUUCACGCAUCGAUUCCGUCAAAAAUAUGUUACAGUUGUAGUUUACAGACCAGUUCAUAGAAGGGGCAGUACCAGUACUUAACGGGUGUAUAGAAGAAAUAAUUAGGUUGGUUUAUUUGACCUUGUAAUGAUGGAAUUAGUCAUGGUAGACCCAAAUACGAAAUUAGCCGUGAAGGAUGUUUAUUGCGGCACAGCAGCUGAUGCACUUAACAUGUGUUUUAUUAAACUUGUCUGUAGACUUGAGUUAUUGAUAGUCUCAUGAGGCUAGACUUGCUACAUAA
This is a messenger RNA of Alnus glutinosa, 986 nucleotides long. RefSeq names its product SNF1-related protein kinase regulatory subunit beta-3. The coding region runs from base 434 to 787 and encodes 117 amino acids. NCBI's taxonomy places the organism in Eukaryota, Viridiplantae, Streptophyta, Magnoliopsida, Fagales, Betulaceae. The record is from RefSeq and is a predicted model, not a curated record. Gene Ontology annotation, molecular function: protein binding. The transcript has 5 exons.